Messenger RNA from Stylophora pistillata, 5459 nucleotides. RefSeq lists its product as uncharacterized. Gene Ontology annotation, cellular component: nuclear RNA-directed RNA polymerase complex. Gene Ontology annotation, biological process: siRNA processing. Gene Ontology annotation, molecular function: hydrolase activity; DNA binding; ATP binding. The record is from RefSeq and is a predicted model, not a curated record. Lineage: Eukaryota; Metazoa; Cnidaria; Anthozoa; Scleractinia; Pocilloporidae.
UCAAGUGAUUUGUUUUGGUGAAACUGCUAAUAACGGCAACGUAACGGCUCUUUUGUCAAGUAAAUUGUGACAUAAGAUGGAGUUGCGAUACAAGUGAUUCCUUUAAAUCUUGUAAAGAAAUAUUUACCCGAGGUCUUUUGAUGGCUUACGCAGCCCAGCAAUGGUCCUUCCUGGAUCGAGUAGGAAAAGUUACUCUCCAUUGCAAAAAAUGCGACACAGUACUGGCCACAAGGGAAACUGUGAUGUUGGCCAAAGUACCCCCCUCUGGUACACACUUGGCCGUCAGGGAGGGGAAGGAGGAACAUGUAGAAGGGAAACUUCAUAAGGUUAAAAAUGAAAAGGGCGGGAACAGUGCACUUUAUUGCCCUUUCAAUUUUCUUUGCCGAGGGUGUGGCGAACGUGUUGCAAACGUAACAAAGUUAGCAGGGAAACAGCUUAUUUGUUUUAGAAUAGAGAGAGUCAAUAUUUCUCACAAUGGAAAGAGGAUUAUGGCGAACAAACUGUCAAAAGUGAGCAAGGAGUUGGAAGAAGAGUGUGGCAUUGAAGUUGUCAACGUUACGACGCAUGCGCCAGAAACAGGAAGAGCAGACCAAUCUCGUGGAGAUAGUGAAGCCAUGGUUUAUUGUGAUACGAGUGGGUGGACUCACACAUCGCACGAAAUCGACUCUUUAACGCGACAAGAGCCGCGAGACUAUCAGCGGGAGUUGUUCCUUUCUGCCAUGCGCGGUAAUACGCUAGUAUAUCUGCCCACUGGCUCUGGAAAAACCUUGAUUGCAGCCAUGGUGAUGAGUUGUAUGAAGAAGUUGAACCCAAGCAAAGUUAUGGUAUUCCUCGUCGACCGAGUACCAUUAGCGCACCAACAACGUGAUUACACUAAGUCACAAUUGAUAGAUUUAAAGGUGGAAAUGCUGGUCGGUGAAAUGGAGUCGCCUCAAAAUAGGCGUAUUUAUCACAAAUUAGCUAAUAACAAAGUUGAUGUGUUGGUCUUAACACACCAGAUUUUCCUUAAUUUUUUAGCCGCGGAGGACAACCCACCCAUUCGUCUGUCUGAUGUCUCAGUCCUGGUGUUCGAUGAGGCUCACCACUGCAGCAGAAACCACCCGUACAACAAGAUAAUGGAGUACUACAAAAAGACGCCAAACCGGUUUAAACCUGUUGUGCUCGGUCUGACAGCCUCACCAGCUGGAGAGCUUACAUUCAAGAAAACCAGUAAGAAACUUGAAAAGCUCCUUGAGAACUUGGAAAGUGCAGUAGCGAUGCCCAUUGAGUCGGAUUUGUUGAUUCAUGUUAAUAUCCCAGACGUAAUUUAUGAAAGAUCUGACCACAUGAACACUGAUCAAGUUCUUCUCCAGCGACAUAUUGAAGAACACAUCAAAUAUCUGAUAGACAUCCUCUUCGAAGAUGUACCAGAUCGUCAAGAUUUUCCGUUUCCUGUAUUCUCGUCGAAUUUUAGAGGUGCGCUGAGAAAGCUGAUCGAAAGUUACCAUGGUAACACGAAGUCGUUUGAAGCGCUGAUCGUUGUUGAGCAUGCAAUGCACUUGCUUAGCGUUGUUGAGUUUUGUGAUGUUCUUGGUUACCAGUAUGCUGUUGAAAGUCUCAAAGAAUGCGUAUACCGCAUUGUUUCCGCUAAGUCUCGGAAACAUCGUGCCCUGAACAGGUUAAUUGGAAGUCAACGUUCUUUUCAAGCCCUCAAAAAUUUGGUAGAUCAAGCAUGCAGGGCUGACUACCCUCGUGCAGUUGUCAUGUCGGACAGGUACAAGAUUCUUGUGAAGCACUUAGAGCAGUUUCUUCACCAAGUUCGGGAAGACCCAACUUCUAGAGGUAUCAUAUUCGUAAACUUGCGCAAAACGACCUUCAAAAUGUGCGAGCAGAUUAGAAGGGAUAUCCCGAUUGUGACCAAAAUGUUAAAUCCCUACCCUUUUGUCGGCCAUGGUCAAGGAAGCUAUGACGGAAUGACGUGGAAAGAUGAACAGGAAAAGCUGUUAAGAAAGUUCAGAGAAGGAGAAUCCAAGCUGCUGAUUUGCACGAGUGUUUUGGAGGAAGGACUGGACAUCCCCGAAUGCAACCUAGUCGUUCGCUUCGAGGGUGCGGCAACACUGCGGGCGUUAGUUCAGACUCGCGGGCGCGCGUCCCGUAGAUCCAACAGUAAGUUUGUCGUUAUCUGCAAUGAAAAACAAGAAAAAGAUGCCAAAGAUUUGUGUCUCAAGGAACAGAACAUGGAAGAAGCCAUCAACUGUUUAAUGAAGAACCCGAGGCGUCAAUCACAAGCAGAGGAGUUCGAAUGCGAAGCGAAAAAACCUAAGCUUUUUCUCCCCAGCGCAGAGGAAAGUGGUGCAGAUACUUCUCCAGUCAUGCGCUACAGCCCUCGCAUAUCUGUCACGGUGCGCAAUAUGGUAUAUCAAACAUCCCGUGUGAUAGAAUUUCUGAACGACAACUUCGACGUGAUAUCUUCAAAGCCAAUUCAGUCCACUUCAUCGGCCGGUGAAGCACUUACAAAGAAACCCACAUCAGAGGAUAUGGCGUUUGAACUCGAACCAAGCCAUAAUGAAGAAGCCAAGGAGUUUCGCUCAAAGGAAGAGUUUGCAUGUCACGCGACAGAAGUGUGGUGCAUGCGCCUCACCGACCGUCACGAGGAACCACUUCCGACUUGGCUCCAGGCCCCACCAUUAGAGACACGCCGCAAAUCUAUUGAAUCAUUUCAUUGGUUAAAAGCAAGUUCCUUAUGCCUCGGUACUUUUAUGAGUCGAUGCCAUUUCCAGUGUGAGUGGCCUCUAGAGCCUACCUUAAAGGACAUUAAGAUUAAUUUUGAUCACAGCUUCAAGAUGCUGACCUUGCAUUCCUCCAGGCAAUCUUCUGUCGUUCUUGAUCAAGGUGCUGUUGCUAGAGUUUCUUACAAGAUAGAACUUCGCUACGAGGAGAUUGAAGAUUUCAUAAUCGUGGACACUGAUAGUAGUGCAGAAGCCAUUAACGUUUUUCUAACGGCGCGACACCCUCCACGGCUGUAUAAGCAUGAAGUAAUGGAAGAUUUGUUCGAUCUUUUUCAAGUAGAUGAACAAGACGAUGAAGAUGACUCAGUCGUCUCGACAAGUGACGAUGAAUCAGAAACCGAAGGCUUCUUGACCGACGAUGAAUACGCGGAUGUAAUAACCGCCGAUUUCAAUAACGUUUCCUCAGAUCUCUCUCGUAAUCUCACAGACUAUAUAAGCUGGGAAAGGGCGUCAGAUUUCCACAAUGGUGAGAAUACCGUAAGUCAGUGCUUUACCUACUGUGUUACAAUACCAUUCAAUGAGGUUGUCCAGUUGAGACGCUUGUUGACCACAGUCGAGAAAAGAUUCCACAAAAGUGUAUUUUACUGCCGAGUGAAGGAGAGCUAUGGAAAAUUACGAGAUGUUGAGAUCCCCGAUAGUUUGCCAUAUGAUGUCAAGUAUGCCGCUGGAAGUGUCCUCAGUUUUCAUCCUUUGAUUCGCGGGAGAGUGCUACCAGGAAAAUUUGGUGGACUCUUGCUGAGCAAAUCUUCUAAUAUAGCUAUUGCCGCUUUGGAAAAAUUGAGUAAAGUGUUGGAAAAAGACAAGUUCUGUGAUCCGGGCACCACUCUGGAGUCGCUACUGAAACAAGAAAACCCUUCAACUUCCGGAAUGUAUAACAGGCUGGUCCCAGGCCAUUGUGCUUUGAUAAAGCGUGCGGUCAUCACCCCAACGAGGCUUUUGUUCUACCCACCGGAAGUCAUGGUCAAGAAUCGCGUUCUCAGGAAUUAUGAUACAGACGACUUCCUUUGUGUUAGUAUUCGAGACGAAGACCUGUCAAAGUUGUCUGCAGCGAGAGGAAAUAUCCACGAUAUAUUAGACGGAGUAAAUCGUAAAUUGAAUGAAGGACUAGUGGUAGGUGGUCAGCGGUUUCAAUUUUUGGGUUCCUCCAACAGUCAGCUUCGCAACCAUAGCUGUUGGUUUGUAGGGCCCAGUUCUCUACCGGAUGACAUACGUCGCUGGAUGGGAGACUUCACCAAUAUCAAGUGUGUUGCCUCAUACAUGGCUCGUAUGGGUCAGUGUUUUUCCACCUCCUUAGACGCUGUGGGGUUUGCGACCAGUGAGGAUACCUAUCAUGAGGAAGAAGAUGAUGUUAAGACAGCUGACGGAGAAUACUGCUUCUCCGACGGAGUCGGAAAGAUAUCCGAAGAGUUGGCCGCAGAGGUUGUCCGACAAAUUGGUAAACCUUUCAAACCAUCUGCAUUUCAAGUCCGUUUCGCCGGCUACAAAGGAGUUCUUGCACUAGAUCCCAGACUUCCAGGGAAACAGGCCAUAUUUCGUGAGAGCAUGUCCAAGUUUGAUAGCUUUCACCGCAGACUGGAAGUAUUGCAGACUUCUCGUCCUCAGGUCGUUUUCCUCAAUCAUCAGGUGAUCAUGCUUCUGUCUAACCUUGGAGUCCCGGAUGAAGUCUUCAUCAAAUUGCAAAACGACAUGUUAGACAAGUUGGCAGGGAUGCUUGUGAAUGAACGUGAUGCUAUUCAGCUACUGGGGAGUGGAGCCAAAGUGGGCGUGUCCUAUCACAAUGUUUCUAAUGCAGGGAUACCGCUGACAACAGAGCCAUUCUUUAAAUCGCUUUUGGUGGCCAUGUACCGAAAUCACAUGCACGAACUGCUUUCCCGAGCCCGCAUUCUUUUGCCACCAGCGGAAGCACGAUUGAUGAUGGGUGUGAUGGACGAGUUGGGUGUACUGAAACCUGGCCAAGUUUUCGUACAGUAUUCCGCGGUUGAAACACGUGAGGAUCGGGAUGACGAGUUUGACAAGAACAAAAAAAUUGUGCUGAGCGGACCGGUGGUGGUUACUCGUAAUCCAUGCUUACAUCCGGGAGAUGUACGUCAGCUCGAGGCUGUUGACGUACCAGGCCUCUUUCAUCUUGUGGACUGCAUCGUUUUCCCAAGCCGAGGCUCGCGGACACAUCCUAACGAGAUGGCAGGCGGUGAUUUGGACGGUGACCUAUACUUCGUCUGUUGGAAUAAAGACUUGUUACCAAGGAAACCCAAUUACCCGCCAAUGGACUAUCCUUCACUUCCUAAACUGGAACAGACUGAGCCAAUCGCUACUCGCGAUAUGACCAAGUUUGUGGUGGAUUACAUCCGGUCUGACCAGUUAGGCGUGAUUGACAACGCGCACAAGGCUUUGGCGGAUAUCGAGAAAGACGGCGUGCGAUCCAAGAAGUGUCUUUUUCUUGCAAAACUGCACUCUUUAGCAGUUGACGCACCCAAAACGGGAAAAUGGCCUGAUACUACAGGUAUUGGGAUUAUAGAAAAGCUUCCUGAUUUCAUGAUGAAGAGCCAUAAACCAAGUUAUCCCUCUGAAAAGGUUCUAGGAAAGCUCUAUCGACGCUGUCGGAAGUUUAAAGAUACUACAUCUGAAAAAUACGAUCAAAAAGUCCGUUUGGACGAGUCCUUCCUGUUGCCAGGUAACGAUAGAUUCGUUGAA